Messenger RNA from Paramecium primaurelia, 362 nucleotides. The record is from the annotation of a GenBank genome assembly. NCBI's taxonomy places the organism in Eukaryota, Ciliophora, Oligohymenophorea, Peniculida, Parameciidae.
AUGCAAAUCUCAAUAGCAGUAGCCAAUUCGGCAAUUGGCUCUAAUUAUAUAAAAAACAGACCAUAGUUCAGCUAUCAGAGCAGAGCAUAUAUCCAAAUUGAUGAAAAAUAAGGUAAUAAUAAUAUAAAAUCAAAUUUUUAGAUUGGGCAAGUUUUUAAAUAAUAAGAACUUCAAAAUAGCUUUGGAAAAUAUUCAAACAUACUAAUAAUGCCAACCUUUGGGAUUUUAGAUUCCGAACUUAUUCUGAAUAAAAUAUGAAUGAUUAAUGUGUAAUACGCGCUAAAUCCUAUUCGUUUGCUCUUCACCAAAUUACUCCUGUAAGCUAAACUAUACCUGUAGAAAACUUAAGUCUAUAAAAUUGA